Messenger RNA from Actinia tenebrosa (Australian red waratah sea anemone), 1200 nucleotides. RefSeq lists its product as uncharacterized. NCBI's taxonomy places the organism in Eukaryota, Metazoa, Cnidaria, Anthozoa, Actiniaria, Actiniidae. The record is from RefSeq and is a predicted model, not a curated record.
CGCUGAAAUUUUUGGGUUUUGAGGACUGUUCUUUACUACAAGGAUUGAUUUGAUGAGUGUAUAGGGGAUGGGAUCUAAUCCUUCAAAGAAUGAAGUUGUCAAGAUUCGGAUUCCGUCUUCCAAAGGCAAAAGAGACGAGAGUGAUGAUUCCUUAUCUUCAAAGCCCAAUAUAACAAGUAAAGCAGAGGUUGAUGAACUAAAUGGAGAACUCAAUGCACUUAAGGUAGAGCUGAAAACACAGAAGGAACAGAAUGCUAAUUCAGAAGACUUAUCAUAUUCACUGCAGAAUCAGCUUGAUGAGAGAGAAAGAGAAAUACUGCUACUCAGGGAAGAAUUGGAUAGUCUACAAAGAAAGACUUCUAUAAGCACAAGGAGUGAUAAGGAUAUAGAAUGCGACAACACUGGUGUUGAAGAUAAAUGUGACAGAACAAUUUAUGCUAAAGAUCAGUAUAUUCAGACUCUGGAAGAAGAGCUAAAAAUGAUGAAAGAGCUCACAACCAAACAGGAUGAAAGAUAUCAAAGGAAACUCAAGAAAUUAAGGAGCUUGUUGUCCAAGUCAAAACAGGAUUCAUCUCUGAAGUUAUUUGAGCUCAAGGAUGAGAAAAGUAAAUUAGUUGAAGAAAAUACGAAAUUACAAGAGCGCAUCGAACGAAUGAGUCUUGAUUCUGGCGACUUUGGUCGUCAAGGCAGUGCAAGUAGCCAACGCUCAGUGCUAUCACGUGAUAAGGACAUCAAUGAAAACGUCACUGAAGACGUCAUCGAUAACCAUGAUGACCCGCGCAUGAAAUUGAUACUAGAACUAUCAGAACAAGUAGCGAAUCUGGACUCGGAAAAUUUAGCUUUAAAACGAGAGUUGAAACACUGUCGGAAAGUCGCCGAAAGAGUCGAGAAGUUACGCAUACAGAAGAAGCAAAAUAAGUCGUCUGAUAGAACUGAAAUUGUAUGUGUUGAUAAAGGCAGCUCGUCUUGGAAGGAGCCCCAGAGUAAUCAGGCCUGCCUAGAAAUUACUUGAGGGGAAAAGAAUUAUGAAGAUAGUAGACAUUUUAAUAUAUUCAAGAAAAAUUUCACUAUUUUUCAAAUUUUUAUAGAAUUUUGUAAAGUAUAUUUAAUACUGAAAUAUUCCUUCACUAAACAUUAGAGCUUAUCUUGCUCUUGGGAAGGAAAUUCUCACAAGUCUUCAAUAAAUGUCAAAUUAUUGGA